UCUGACGGCGUAUGGCGUCUUUAUUCAUCUAACCUUACAUGCAUUCAUUUUACACACCGGACUUUACCCCGCCUCUUUGGGCAUGACGUCAUGGUGGGAGAGCUCUCCUGGCGCUCUUCACGCGACUUUUCAAACACGUUCACGCGCUCACCCCGAGAUGCUCAUUUCUCAAGGGGCAGCUAGAAGACUUCACUUCUCACUCCAGCUUUUCAGUCACCUGUAACCAGACUAUUUUUUUCUCUACGUUAUUUUUGCUUAUUUCGGGUACUUCUUUCCUCGGGGAAGGAAUAUUUCUUCGUGAAUAGAAUAUUAGAGAGAAGUAGCCUUUUUCCCCCCUCCAAGCAUGUAGGUAGCAGUGGGGAAACAUCUUACACUGCCAGCCGAAAUGGAAAAUACUGUCCAAGUGGACCAGCACCGCGCUCUGAAUCUUCAAACGAGUGGAUCUUAAUGUGCAUUUAUAUCAAAUUCAUAAUAUUACACCUCAAAGCAUUCCGUAGUUGAGGAAAAUGAUUUCUGAGGAGCGAAGCAACCAGUUUAACAAGCAAGCGCUCGGGUUUCCUAUUGGAUUAUUAAUCCGGUCCCCGAAAAAACGGCUCGCGACGCUGGGGAGGAAACCUAGCAACGGCUCUCUACAAUCCAACACAUCUGGAUGUACAACUCGAUCUGCUGAGAGUGCCGGUGUCAGGCAGCCAGCCCGAAGUAAGAUCCGCCGCCACAACAACAAGCUGACCACAGUGUUUAACCGGAGUCCCCUUCUGCAGGACAGCGGACCUGGACGCCUUGCAGGAAAUCUGGAGUUAAAUGAUGACCCCACUGAACUGUCCAGUCAACUGUCUGCCCCAGGAAUCUUAAAAAUAUUUGGCAGUGACAUCUGCCAAGGGGCUAAUUACAAGAGUGUGCUGGCCACAAAUCGCUCCAGUGCCAGAGAGCUGGUUAAAGAGGCCCUAGAGAGAUACUGCCUUGAAAAGGAAGAUCCAGAUGCAUAUGUCCUCUGUGAUGUGAUUGGGCAGACUGGGAUAGCCCACCAGUGGCAGACAGAGUGCCUCCGGGCCAUUGGUGACAACGAGAAACCUCUCAUACUACAGUCCCUUUGGAAACCCAAAGAGGGAUUCUGCAGAAGGUUCGAGAUUCACAAAAGAACAAAUAUUGAAGAUCGUAAUGCCAAAGACAGAGACACAAUCACUGCAGGCCUCAAUGCCCAAGUGCGAAAGCUACAGAAAGUCCAUUCAAGGGUCACGUCACUCUUUGUGGAUGGAAGCAGUGGGGAUAUGGACAGCGUUGGAAUCUGGAGGAGCCUGAGUGACAUGGACCUUUCUGCCAUGGGUAAGGAGGCCUGCAGGGCGAAUACAGGAAGCACACUGCAGGAGGAUCCGGAGGCCGAAGCUGACUUGGAAGGACGCUUCCUCAUCACAGAGAAGGAAGAGACAGAGAGCAGUGAUGACAACACCACACAGUACUCCAUCCACCCGCCUUUCGAUUUUCCCUACUUUCUUCUCCUUCAAGGUUACAGCCACAAACAAGACUUUGUGAUCUACCUGAUGAGUGGGAACAGCUGUGUGUUUGGCUGCUGUGCUGGGCAUGGUGAGGAUAGAGAGCAGUUGAAGGUAGAUGUGGUGCUCUAUGCCCCUGAUGUGCUCCCUCAACACUGCUGCGUGCAGCACCUGGAUGUUCCCAGAGCCCAAGCUGACGGUAGCAGGAGAACUCCAACCAUACUAAAGCCCCUCCAUGGAGCCUCCGUAACCCACAACGGUGUGCAGUUACAGGGCGAAGCGGAACUCUUUCCAGGUGACCUAAUAGGCUUGGGCCAGCAUUACCUCUUCAUGUUUAAGGACCCCACAGCUCCUGACGUCCAGCGCAUACCCACCUGGAUGACCAGUCUUUCUCCCCCAGCUUCAGCCUCAUCCUGUAAUGCCUGUGGUUCCUAUGUAAGAAGGCACAGGACCAGCAGGAGGGUCCCAGCCUGCUGGAGAGACCUGAACGAGAGAGUGCUUUCUCUUACCUAUGAACUGCACCAAGAGGACCAGGUGUUGGAGAAGAUCCUCACCUUGGUGGACCCUAGCGGACCGGAGCCCAAACUAAUUCCAGCCUUCCUGCUCUGUUUGUGCAUUCAGCAUUCAGCUGCUAGCUGGGAGAUGACAAACUUUCGCAAACUGUUGCUGCAAAUCGCAAACCAAAUCCAACUUGCCAUGUUGGAGAGGACAAAAGAGCUUGCAGCACUUCAGCCAGACAAUGGAGCUGGAGACGGACAGCCAGAACCGGAGGCGAUUUGUCUGCUGAGCAUGACUGAGCUGAUUCCAGGCCUGCAGCCGCUCGUGUUAUGGAUGGCCAACUCCAUUGAACUGUUGCAUUUUAUUCAGCACGAGGUGCCCCUACUCCUGCCAUGGACACAGCAUGAUGCAGAGCAGGACAAAGAAUUGUUAAAUUCACAGAUCUUGUCUACACGUAUUGCCAGUGAAGAGGCCAUGACUGUCUUAGAGGAAGUCAUCAUGUUCACUUUCCAGCAGACUGUCUAUUACCUUACAAGAAGAUUGUAUUCAGUGCUACCAGGAUUGCUAGAUAGUAACCCUUUCUCUGAGAAUGGACAGCUGUGCAUGCCUGUGGGUGUUAGCAAUGUACUAGAUGUCCUAAAGGAAGCAUUACAUUUGCUCAACACCUUCAAAGUGCACUCAGAGAUAUCCUCACAGCUUCUGGCCUAUCUCUUCUUCUUCACCAAUGCCUCACUCUUCAACAUCCUUAUGGAGAGAGGUUCAGGCGGUGGGUUCUACCAGUGGUCCAGAGGAGUACAGAUCCGAGCCAACCUAGAUUUGUUGAUGGACUGGACCCAAAGUAUUGGCUUGGGUGACCUGGCAGCAGAGUUCUUCCAGAAACUCUCCUCAGCAGUCAACCUACUGGCCACCCCUAAGGAGACUUUACUACAGAGCUCCUGGUUGUCUCUUCGAGCCGAGUUCCCACACCUCAAUCCAGCACAACUUCACCAUAUGCUGAGAGAAUACAACUCCAGCAGGGCCUGUCCCUCCUGCUGGACCCCCUCCCCAGAGGAAGCAGAAGCUGCCCUCCAAACCUCUGAAAUUCUGGAGAGCUUUGACAAUCAUCCUCCGCUUAUCCUGCCCAACAACACCUUUCACUUGGAGGUGGGGAAGUCCAUCACAGAGCCUGCUUUCUUGUCCCACCUUAAGAGCCUGCAGGAGUUCAUCCACAGCCUCCCUAUCAACCAGAUACAAAAUGAACUACAACCACUGCAGGACAACAGCACUGACCGGCUAGAAGCUACUCAAAUAGUAUCUUCCCCAUCCAACUCAGAAUUGAAGUGCCUUGGGUCCAUCAAAGCCACUAGUCCAACCAUUCAUUCAUGUGAUUAUAUAGCAGAGCAACAGCAAUGCUUGUCUGCCUCACCUCCUCACCUCAGGGGCUUCCACAAUUCUCUAGGCUCUUAUGAAGCACUCUUGUCUCAGAAGCUGAAGAGCCUGGAGCUCCAGAACAGCCUGAAUGGGGAAACAGACCUGCGCUCACACAAGAGCCUGGCCUUGGACCCAUCCUGCCUACUAACCCCACCCAACACACCCCAAGGCCUGGAGCUCUCUGAACAUGAGGCCAGUCUACAAGAAGCGGCAACACAAAAUGCCAAAGAGAAUUGUCUUAGAGGAAAUGCAGAUGGGAUGACAGAAGUAGAAGAGGAUGGGGAUGGGCAAGAUGAGGUGUUCACAGUAGAAGUGUCAAGAGGACCUCAUGGGCUCGGCCUAGCGCUGGUGGACGGACUGAAAUCUCCACUGGGGAUGAAUGGGAUCUAUAUAAAGUCAGUGGUGCCAGGCUCACCAGCUGCUCAGUGCCAGAAGCUCAGGUUUGGUGAUCGUAUCCUGGCUGUGAACGGAGUCAGUCUUGUAGGCAUGGACUACCAGACUGGUAGGGAGAUCAUCCGGACAUCAGGAGAUUCUCUCCGGUUGCUAGUGGCCAAAACUGAGGCCAGCAGCAGUUGCAGGAGCUCCAGCACCAGAUGCUAAACAGUGGGGGACUGUCCUGUUUCCACUGUGGGUUUUCCGGACAGAUUACUGGAAUUUUUGUUCUUCCAGCACAAAAAUUGGGACUUUUACGCUUUUCCAAGCUGCUGGCCGAAAUCCUCAGACCUAUGUUUGUUUGCUGUUUUUUUUAAACAAGAAAAAUACCAAGUAUCAGUCGAAUAAUCCUAGCAAAUAAAAUAUUCUGAUGACUUUAGCAAGGCCAGUUUUCUUCUAAGUUUGGAAUUUGGACUCCCUGUGGGUGAAGUUUUAAUUAUUUCUAAUUGAAUACAAAAAAUGCAUAUCACAUGACUUAAAACCAAUGUUUAUUCCAGUAAGUUAAUUCAGCAUGCAUCUUUUUGUCGUCAGCAUUAAAUGCAACACAAUUCAGGUUUGGCUGGAAAUGACUGUGGCUCAGAUUUUAUCCUGUUAUUUGUUUGCCUGUUUUAGCAUCAGUGAUCCAAUCACUUAUCCUACAUAUGCAGGCAUGUACACAAUAUUACAGUAAUAUCAAUGAAAAAGAAUUAUAUAUAUUUUUUUCAAUAUAUGUUAACCAAAGUUUGGCUUGUAUCAAGUAUUGCUUUUAAUUUGUUCUGGUCAGAGCAAAGUAUUUCUACUGAAUAUGCUCAAAGCCAUGGAUCAAAUUUCCAACUACUAGUUUUGUCUGUUUCGCAGCAGACAUUCAUGAGCAUCACGUAAUAUAUUCAGUAGUAUAUAUUUUCUCAGUGCCGUGGAAACAGUAUUACAUUGGCAUUAUUGAUAUUGUAGAAAUUUAUUUUGUUUGUGAUAUUUAUAUGCUUUUCUAUUCUAUGUGAAAUAAAUAUUGCUCAUUUUUAA
Neoarius graeffei (lesser salmon catfish) is the source of this 4829-nucleotide messenger RNA. RefSeq names its product Ras association and DIL domains 2a (gene radil2a). Bases 507 to 3998 code for a protein of 1163 amino acids. The record is from RefSeq and is a predicted model, not a curated record. Gene Ontology annotation, cellular component: microtubule. The transcript is spliced from 16 exons. Gene Ontology annotation, molecular function: GTPase binding. Gene Ontology annotation, biological process: neural crest cell migration; substrate adhesion-dependent cell spreading; signal transduction. Lineage: Eukaryota; Metazoa; Chordata; Actinopteri; Siluriformes; Ariidae.